CCUAUAUAUACACCCCAUGCCUCAUAGCCUUCUUCAUCACCAUCUAAAAAACAACUCAACAUUCAUUAUAUAUAUAUACAUUCAAAAUUUCUGCAGAAAUGGCUUAUUACUACAGCAAGAAGGAGCUUACGAACAUGGGGGUCGAGGGCUUUGCUCUCAUCGAUGAAUUUUACGGCGGCGGAGGACGAAGGGGCAAAAAGCAGCUGCCGCCGCAGCCUAAUUACGGCGCCCAUGCUACAUUCAUGGUAACUUCUCGUCAACUUCCGCCGCCGCCGCCGCCGGCGGCGGCCCCCACUCCCGUUGUUGCUAUCAAUCACUAUUGCACUGCUAGUAGCAGUGGCAACUCCCGGAGCUGGCGUCAACACGGCGGCUAUAAUAAUUAUCAUCGUUAUUCUCCUGCGGAAUCCCGCGUCUGUUGGACUCCGGUGGUUGCCGUGACGACGGAGACCACUACGACGGUGGUCCACGGUGGUUAUGACGCCCAGAUGCUCAUGGAUGACUUCAAAUACUAAAUAAUUUAACGUUAAUGUUGUAUGUUCCCAAGGGAACAAAUAUGUGUACUUGUAACAAUCUUAUCUAUUUAUACUUAACUGUAUGUAUGUGCUUUAUAUUUCUGUAUAAUUAUUAUGAAUCAAUAAAAAAGUUCCCUAUGUUUUAUUGUCAAA
Molecule: messenger RNA, 665 nt
Organism: Ipomoea nil (Japanese morning glory)
Lineage: Eukaryota; Viridiplantae; Streptophyta; Magnoliopsida; Solanales; Convolvulaceae
Exons: 2
Coding region: 99-512 (137 amino acids)
Source: RefSeq, a predicted model, not a curated record